Messenger RNA from Penicillium olsonii, 1005 nucleotides. Lineage: Eukaryota; Fungi; Ascomycota; Eurotiomycetes; Eurotiales; Aspergillaceae. The record is from the annotation of a GenBank genome assembly.
AUGCAUUACUUUAUGUUGCUGGCCUUGGUGGCCCUCGCUUCGAUCAACCCCGUCUAUGGCGUGACAAGCAACACUAGUAUACCCGCUGUUCCGCAAUAUGUACUCGACUAUGUGUGGCUUCAUAGCCAGGAAAUUUACAUGCCAAGUGACAUACAGCAACAGCUCGACAACACCAUACCCAAAGUCAACUGGACUUCUAUCGAGGGGUUCAAGAGUCCCUUGGAUCUGAGUAACCUCGAUACAUUGAAUAGCCUCGGCAACACGAGUGUCUACUUGACUUCCCAUGAUGGAAUCGAGGCUAGUCCUCAACCAGCCUGGUUCCGGGGUAUAACCCCAGACAAAGAUGGGCGUCUAGGUAAUGGGACAGGAAGUGCUAUUAUCAUCGCAGAACGCGGCAAUGGAACGGUCGACGCCUUUUACUUUUACUUCUAUGCAUUCAAUAAGGGCGACAAGGUUCUCAAGAUGGAAUUUGGCGAUCAUAUCGGAGACUGGGAACACAACAUGAUCCGCUUCAAAAAUGGCAAACCCGAUGCAAUCUGGUAUAGCCAGCAUGCCAGCGGCCAAGCCUUCACGUACCACGCUGUCGAGAAAAAAGGGAAGCGACCGUACGCUUUCUCUGGAAAUGGAACUCAUGCCAACUAUGCAACCUCCGGACAACACGACCACGCGAUUCCGGGCAUCAACCUCCCCGUCGGGUUCGUCAUGGACUAUACAGACCGGGGGAGAGUCUGGGAUCCUGUCGUGAACGCCUACUUCUAUACAUACGAUGCUAAAACAGCCACAUUCGAGGCUAUCAACUCAAAAGACCCGGUAGCGUGGUUGAAUUUCAAUGGCAAAUGGGGCGAUGACCAGCCGCCGGGUGAGCCUGAGAUCUUUGGCGAGGCCAAGAAUGUUGCUGGACCGAAUGGUCCGAAGUUCAAGGGUCUGGGAAGAAAGCUGAUAUGUCCCUCGAAGCCGUGUGUCGUGCUUCCAUUUAGAAUUUGGUCGGGGAACUCGACUUCAUGA